GUCUGAGCCCUCUGUCUGUUGUGUAGUUUAGGGUGGAUCAUCAUGGGGAGCACCAAAUUGUGGAGCAGGAGACAGAGCCUCUUCCCUAACUACAAAGUAGCAGAAGUGAAUCGAAGACCCUCAGAGAUUGCUUAUCCACUUGACAAGGAAACCUGCGUGAAGUCAUGGAACUCUAUGAAGGAGCUGACCAGGGACAUCUACGACAUUUAUGCCGAGUAUGAGGAUGAAGAGGAGGAGAAUUCUCUGAAGCACUGUUUCCCAUCCAAGAAGAACUACAUGAUCAACAUCAAUGUAGGGGGGAAGACCUACCAGAUAGCUUACAAGACGGCAGCUAAGUAUCCCCAGACCAGAAUAGGGCGCCUGGCCACUUACACGGACCACAACCUGAAGCUGGACCUGUGCGACGACUACACUGUGAUCAACAAUGAGUACUUCUUCGACAGGGACCCCGAAGUCUUUCACAACAUCUUCAACUUCUACAGGACUGGCGUGCUGUGGAUCAAGGACGAGUUGUGUCCCCGCAACUUCCUGGAGGAGAUCCACUACUGGGGUGUGAGGAUGAAGAACACAAACCGCUGCUGCCGCAUCUCCUUCGAGGAGCGGCAGGACGAGCUGAAUGAGCAGCUGAAGAUCCAGAGGGAGCUGGAGGCGGAGGUGGAGAUUGAGGAGAACGAGGAGCUCUUUCAUGACAUGUUCCUGGGUCAGCAGCGCAGAGCUAUCUGGAACCUGAUGGAGAAGCCGUUUUCUUCCGUCAAGGCCAAGCUGAUGGCUGUGGCCUCCAGCCUGUUUGUCUUGGUCUCCCUGGUGGCGAUGACUCUCAACACUGUGGAGGAGAUGCAAUUCUUGACUCCCAAAGGUCAGCUCAGUGGUAAGACGUACUGGGAACACGUUGAGUCCAUGUGCAUCGCCUUCUUCACUAUGGAGUACUUGCUGCGUCUUGUGUCCACUCCUGAACUGUCAUCCUUCUGCAGGAGUGUGCUCAACACCGUGGACCUCAUUGCCAUCCUGCCUCAGCAUCUGCAGAGCCUCCUGGAGUUCUUCGACAACGAUGAAAACUACAUGAAGCACGAGGCCGACAUGCAGGCAGUGGGGCAGGUGGGAAAGCUGGGGCAAGUGUUGCGGAUCAUGAGACUGAUGCGAAUCUUUCGUAUCCUGAAACUGGCACGCCACUCCACAGGUCUGCGGGCAUUUGGCUUUACUCUGCGUCAGUGCUACCAGCAGGUGGGCUGCCUCUUCCUCUUCAUCGCCAUGGGCAUCUUCAGCUUCUCUGCCAUGGUUUACACCGUGGAGCACGACAUGCCGCAGACUAACUUCACCAGCAUUCCUCACGCAUGGUGGUGGGCUGCUGUCAGCAUCUCCACUGUGGGCUACGGAGACGUUUACCCGGAGACCAUACUGGGUCGCUUCUUUGCUUUCAUCUGCAUCUCUUUUGGUAUCAUCCUCAACGGUCUGCCCAUAUCCAUCCUCUUCAACAAGUUCUCAGACUAUUACUCUAAACUUAAGUCCAAUCGGUACACAGCCUCCAUGAAGAACAGAGGGAAGGUGAGGCUAUCCCACAGGACAGUGAAAAAGUUCAACCGCUGCUUUGAAACCUGCCACUAUGACACGUGCUGACUUCUUACGUGACCUUUUAUAAGAGAAAAUGGUUUACUGUGAAACUGUGCAAAAGAGGUGCAGGUGCUUGGGAGGAAUAGAUGAAACAGGGACAGAAGACAAGGGUGGAAAAACAUCCGGAAGUGUCUCACAUUUAAUUGGAACAUCUAGAUUUCCUCAAAACACCAAAAAUCAAAACGCCGAAAUUUUCAAUGCAGGAUGGGAAGGAAAAGUGAGAAAAAAUAAGCAAUAUGACUUACUGAUGUCAUAAAAUAUUCAGGUAAAUGUUGUUAAUGCUUCCAUUUCUAUAAUGCAUUACAUUUUUCUAAAUGAUUUAAAGGUAUGAACACUGGUUAAUUAAUAUUGAUAUCUCUUUAUAACAAUAAUCAUCGAUAAUAGUAUCAUACUAAUUCAUAACUGUCAAUCAAUGAAACUUGAUCAUAGUGUAUUAUAAUUGUAUUGUAAAAUAAUUGUAUUGUAAAUAAGGAAAGCUUAUAUUGUCUCUAAAUGGGAUAUAUAGGAUAGAUAAAUAGGAAGAUGCUUUUUGUAACUUAUCAUUUUAUUGUCAAUAUUUGUGAAUAUGAUUUGUACAUUCAAUUUGUGAUAUUAAUCUAAAUCUAUCACAGAUUUAUUAUUUUUUCGUUUAUUUACUAAAUAACUUUGUGUCCAACUGAUUUUUUUUAAACUUUAAAAUCUGAUUAAAAUCUUUGUUCUCACCAGACUUUAUCUAUACAUAUUCUCACACAGGUGAUCUUCAGGGGCAUGCAAAGUGUAAACGUACUUAACUUUCAAAUACUGGUGCUGCUUUUCAUGUAUUUGCAAUGUUUAAAAGUGUAUUAUACAAAGUAUGAUUUACAGUUGCUACGUCUCACGUUGCAGUGUGAAUACUCGUUUUUCAAUAAACGCUGUACUGUCGACUUUCAA
Molecule: messenger RNA, 2517 nt
Organism: Eleginops maclovinus (Patagonian blennie)
Lineage: Eukaryota; Metazoa; Chordata; Actinopteri; Perciformes; Eleginopidae
Product: potassium voltage-gated channel subfamily V member 2-like
Exons: 2
Coding region: 43-1614 (523 amino acids)
Biological process (GO): potassium ion transmembrane transport; protein homooligomerization
Cellular component (GO): voltage-gated potassium channel complex; membrane
Molecular function (GO): voltage-gated potassium channel activity
Source: RefSeq, a predicted model, not a curated record